This is a messenger RNA of Cuscuta campestris, 1814 nucleotides long. The record is from the annotation of a GenBank genome assembly. NCBI's taxonomy places the organism in Eukaryota, Viridiplantae, Streptophyta, Magnoliopsida, Solanales, Convolvulaceae.
CAUUCCCACUGUUCAUCUUCUCCAAAUCCACGCUAGGGUUUUCCUCGCCGGCGCACACCAAGACAACCUCGUCGCCACUCGCCUUAUCGGAUUUGGAAUCUGCUUCUAAGCUGUUCGAUGAAAUGCCUGAGAGGACUGGUGUUUCUUGCUGGACUUGUCUGAUAUCUGGAUAUGCCAAGUCUGGCCAAUCUGAGAAAGCUCUGUCCACAUACUUGUCAAUGGUUAAGAAUAAUCUGAGCCCCAAAAAUGACACCAUGGUUAGCGUCCUCUCUGCUUGUUCGAAUCUUGAUUUUGUGCAGGUUGAGUAUUGGGCCAGGAAUCUGUUAGAUACAGCUUACCAUUGUGGUUUGAAUGACUCAAUUUGUGACUCUGUGAAAACAGUUCUUGUUUAUUUAUAUGGUAAAUGUGGAAAGGUCGAUAAGAGCAGGGAGAUAUUCGACCAGGUCUCAGCUGAUGGGAAAUCAAGUGUGGUUUCUUGGAACACCAUCAUCACUUCCCUUGUCCAAAAUGGAUUUGCUUCGGACGCUUUGGAUCUUUUCUCGCUGAUGACAAAACACCACAAAUGUAAUCCAAACCAUGUAACUCUGGUCAGCCUGCUCUCUGCUUGUGCCCAACUUGGUUGUUUGGAGCUCGGCAUUUCUCUCCACACCCACAUUAAAGCAAACCAACACGAACGCGAUGCCCACGGGCUUUUGAAUCGCAACCUUGCAACCGCAUUGAUAGACAUGUACUCCAAAUGUGGGUGCGUGGAGAAGUCAACGGAAGUGUUUGACCAGCUGGUUUCAAAAGAUGUAGUCUCGUAUAACGCUAUGAUCAUGGGGCUGGCAGUGAAUGGUGAAGGAAACACCGCGGUGACACUUUUUGAAGAAAUGUUAGAGCUUAAGUUGCAACCCAAUGCCCAAACAUUCCUCGGUGUACUAUGUGCUUGCAGUCACUCAGGACUUCUGAAGAAAGGCCGCCAGAUGUUCCAAGAAAUGAGCCAAAGGUUCUUCAUUUCCCCUAAAAUGGAACACUACUCCUGCUACAUUGACCUUCUCUCCCGCAUGGGACACGUUGAAGAAGCACUUGAAGUGGCAACCUCAAUGCCCUUCAAACCAAACAGUUUUGUCUGGGGUGCUCUUCUAGGUGGAUGUUUGGUUCACAGGAAAAUGGAACUUGCAAACCACAUCUCGCGUAAGCUUGUCCAGGUGGAUCCAGACAGCUCAGCUGGAUAUGUGAUGAUGUCGAACGCAUUUGCUGUACAUCAUCACUGGAACAAUGUUUGGAUGCUGAGGUCAUCUAUGAAAGAAAGUGGAGUAAGCAAGCAACCGGGGCGCAGCUGGAUUUGCUUGCAAGGGAAGGUUUAUGAGUUCCUUGCCGGAUCCUCUGCUUCAAAGUUUCAAGAUGAAAGAAUAUUCAGUACACUUGAGAGAUUGUUGAAGGAGAUGAAAUUGCCUGGUACAUAGGGAAUUUUUUAAAAGGUUUUUUUGUAACUUUCAUCAAAAUAUUUAUUGCAAAUGCAAAUAGUUCCCACUCUUGGCAUGUAUUCUUUGAUCAGCUUGCAAAAUUAAUUCUCUAAUGUGUGAUUUUCUGUCCUUUUUCUGUUUUAUUUGGCAUCAUUUUUAGACUGCUUCAUAAUUUCCAUAUAAGGUGUGUUCUAGCAAAACUCACCCUCAGAAUGUAUUGCAUUUUGUUCUAUCAAUUGAAGUAUGAAAUAAGAUUGAAUUUUUGUGAAAUUUUAAGAUGAGGAACUAUUAAUUAGUAAUUUUUAAUCGUGUGGUGAGUUUUAUAUAGAAAAAAAAUUAAAUUGAAAUAAAUGAAAGUUGUAACAUUUG